AUGUCGCUCAAUGGCAUCAAAGUUAUAGAAUUUGCAGGCCUCGCACCGGGUCCAUUCGCAGGUCUGGUACUUGCCCACAACGGAGCAUCCGUUAUCCGCAUCGAUCGCCCUUCCUCAACUAAUGGGGAUUUGCUUUCUGUGGGAAAGCGGUCGAUCGCGUUGGACCUGAAGACUGUGAGCGGACUGCGAGUCGCGAAGGAUCUCAUCGCUAAAGCAGAGUGCCAACUGUUUCAUACAAGUGACAAGCGGGAAGGUCUGAAUGACAGACUUAUAUAUGCAAGGCUUGCAGGGUUCCCAAGAAAUGGUCAUGAUAUCAAUUAUAUCGCCCUUAGCGGUAUUCUCUCCAUGCUUCCAGGAACAAUAGACGAGCCCACCUUUCCUUUGAAUCUAAUUGCUGACUUUGCCGGAGGAGGCCUACUUUGUGCGAAUGGUAUAUUGCUGGCUAUAACCGAGCGAGUCGUGAAUGUGGACAUGGUCUCUGGUUCGCGCUAUAUAUCGUCUUUUCCACUUAUAAGUGCUGGGAGCGGUGCUUGGGCAGGACCGCGAGGCACGAAUGUCCUUGACGGUGGUGCACCGUUCUACGAUGUUUACACCUGCUCAGACGGAAAAUGGAUGAGCAUAGGGUGUCUUGAGCCCCAGUUCUUUGCGCAAUUUAUUGACAAAUUCAACGAGGUCAUAAAAUCCAGUGGAAAUCAAGGGAGCUGGCUACCGUCGCGGUCGAUGCAGUAUAAAAAGGAAGAAUGGCCCAAACUUCGCAAGUAUCUCGAAGACGGGUUCAGAACACAGCCAAGAGACUUCUGGACGGAUGUUUUCCACGGCACUGACGCUUGUGCAGUUCCAGUCCUGUCUCCCGCAGAAGCAGCUCAGCUCCACGGAUCUCUCUACCCUAUGCCUCAUCCGGAGUUCAGCAGAACAUCACCAUCAUCACUUCCACAAAAUGAAAUCAAAACACUGGAUCCAGGGAAACACACUGCAGACAUUCUCAGAGAACUCGGAUUGUCUGAAAAGGACAUGAGGCAACUUGUCACUGAGGGAGCAUUGGGUAAAGAAGCACGAGAACUAGAACGUCCCAAAUCGAGAUUAUGA
Molecule: messenger RNA, 1086 nt
Organism: Suillus bovinus
Lineage: Eukaryota; Fungi; Basidiomycota; Agaricomycetes; Boletales; Suillaceae
Product: CoA-transferase family III
Exons: 9
Coding region: 1-1086 (361 amino acids)
Molecular function (GO): catalytic activity
Source: RefSeq, a predicted model, not a curated record